Messenger RNA from Hermetia illucens (black soldier fly), 1115 nucleotides. RefSeq lists its product as uncharacterized. The transcript has 3 exons. The record is from RefSeq and is a predicted model, not a curated record. Lineage: Eukaryota; Metazoa; Arthropoda; Insecta; Diptera; Stratiomyidae. Bases 3 to 1115 code for a protein of 370 amino acids.
AAAUGGAUCGACUAUUAAAGGAUUGCCGUAAGAAGGUAAAAAACGUUGAAUAUCGAAGGGUGCUCCACUGUAAAUAUGAACACAAUGACCCCAACGAGAAGCACUACUGGAGGAACCUGAUAAACCAGGUUGAGCAGUUGGCAAAAACCAAGGCCGUACAGUCACGAGUAAGAUGUAUAGACCUGUGGGAACCGUUACCACCCAAACUUCGUGCCCGGGUUGCGAAAUUCAUUAAAAUACCUGCAGACACUGAAGACGAAUCAUCCGAGGAUUUGAACGACGUCGAUGAACCACCGGAAAUAAAGAAACCGCCUACGCAAGAACACUUCAAUGAGAGCACCCUAUCCCAGAUCUUGGAACAAGAACGAGAGUAUCGUCAAAUUCACCUCAAAAUUGAUCCUAGUCCUGAGAAACGAAAAAAGCCCGUUCCUAACAUAAACUGGAUGGCAGCAUACCUACCUAAAAAGCAGAAGGACCGUAUCAUAUGGAAGUCGAAACUCUAUAAGUUGGAUAGGAACAUCCUGGAAAAACCUCUGUUCGAACAAGCUGAAGAAAUUAUGGAUCGUGCUGCAGAAAAUUUCGCUGAUUGGGUUAACAGUUUGGGAGUUGGGGAGAAUGGGACCUUAUCAAAGGACACAAUCAAACAACUCUUCUCCAUAGAAUUAGCUGAGACAGCAUCAACGGCAAUUCACAUCGCACCUAAAGAGAUUAAGGCAGUACCAAAUGAGAUAGCGGUCAAAUGGAAUUUACCACAAAUGUCCUUGGAAAAACAAGUUGAGCAGCACUUCAAGAAGAAACGCGGCAAGACCAGUAAAAACCCGGUGACUGUAGCGUUUGGGAGAACAUUACCAGCUUCCAUGAGAGGAUGGGUACCGUCGGAUGCUGAUAGACAAAUGGAACCUGUUUUCCCAGAAGAGCUCAGAACAACGGAAAUUUUGUUCAAAGGGAUAUCGCACUUGCGCUCCACAAAAUUACUGAUCGACCAUUAUUUGGAGAGUGAAGAUCUACAACGACCACAAUAUCUUGUAGAUAUUGGUAGCUUUAAGCCUCAGGUGAAGGAAGAAUCCACGGAGCGUAUUCCAUUGUAUGAUUUACUUCGAAAAAGGACAAUUUAA